AUGUCGAAGUCAACAAAACGCAAACACGUGACCAGGGAACUUGAGGAGGAUUUAAGUGUGCCAUCGGAGACUCAAUCGAUAGUUCAACUGAUAGAAUCAAGAGGAAAUAACCUUCACGAAGCAAUGGAUGUAAACGGAGAACGAUUCCUUAUAUCUAUGCCACGAAAGUUUCGGAACAACAUAUGGGUUAAAAGAGGCGAUUUCGUUAUCAUCGAGCCAAUCACUGAGGGCGACAAAGUUAAAGGAGAGAUAGUUAAGAUUUUAAGAAGGGAGCACAUAAAGUAUUUGCAGUCGCAAAAUUGUUGGCCCCAGGAAUUUCAGCAGAAACGACACGAGAGCAAUGGCGAUGCGGAUAACGAAGAAGAAGACGAUCCAAAGGAUAAUGAGGAAAAGGAGGAAGAUGAUCUCUUCGUGAACACGAAUAGACGACCCUUAAAUCACGACACAACCGAAACUGAAAGCGAUUCAAGUACCGAAGCUUCUGACUCCGAUUAA
Leptopilina heterotoma is the source of this 495-nucleotide messenger RNA. RefSeq names its product probable RNA-binding protein EIF1AD. The transcript is spliced from 2 exons. The coding region runs from base 1 to 495 and encodes 164 amino acids. NCBI's taxonomy places the organism in Eukaryota, Metazoa, Arthropoda, Insecta, Hymenoptera, Figitidae. Gene Ontology annotation, molecular function: translation initiation factor activity; RNA binding. Gene Ontology annotation, biological process: translational initiation. Gene Ontology annotation, cellular component: nucleus. The record is from RefSeq and is a predicted model, not a curated record.